This is a messenger RNA of Pseudomyrmex gracilis, 853 nucleotides long. RefSeq names its product nuclear transcription factor Y subunit beta-like. Lineage: Eukaryota; Metazoa; Arthropoda; Insecta; Hymenoptera; Formicidae. The transcript is spliced from 2 exons. The record is from RefSeq and is a predicted model, not a curated record. Bases 147 to 584 code for a protein of 145 amino acids.
ACUGGCUUAUGGACUAACCGAUUUCGGUCCAAGAGCCACAAGCGCACCAAAACCACUUUGCAACUGUUGGGAUCCGCUGAACGCGACCAGUUUCUUCUCAAUUUGAACCUAGUAUACUGUUUACUGUUAAUGUGCAUAAGCUGAAGAUGUACGAGGUAAUGCAACACAAAUUUGAUGUACUAGAAUCGGUGAAUUUGCACCUGAUACGCGAUCUUUGCCGGUGGGAUGACCAACUGAAUCACAUGCAAAAACAGAUGGAGCAGCAGUUGGAUCACCUGCAACAUCAGCAAAAGCACGAACAACUGAUGCAGCUGCGGCAGCAAAUUCAGCCACAACUGCAACAGCUGCAACAGCUGAAUCAACGACUGCAAGAAUAUCUGGAGCAGGAAAGUCAGUACCUGUCAAAGCUGGUCGAGUUCUCGACUUUGCCGUUUACUCAAGAGGAUCAGAAAAUGAUGCAGGAUAGGAAACAGUUUAUGCAACAGUACAUGCAGCAGCAGCGCCAACGUAUAGAGCAACUAGAGCAGCAGCUGCAACUGGAGCAGCUGGGCUUGCAGUUGCAGCAAACGCAGCUGUUACAGUAGCUCACCACUCGCUAUGGUGGCAAUGCUCCCUUGGCUGGCCGCCACCAGAGACACUUGGCCACCUGCAUCAGCAUCGCCAUCCGAAAAGCUUUCGGAACAGCGGAAGUUGGAGUGACUCACCAAACUAGAGCCAGAGUUGGUGCUGCGCUACUCAUCUCUGAUCUUGUCUUCUUGACAAGAUCAUAUAUAUCUUUAUUUCUCUUUAUAUAAUACUGUAUUCGGUUAUACUGCAUCACUGACUGUGUUUCUUUAAAUUUACGUAAUAAAGA